AUGGCAGCCGAUGGCGAUGCACCACCCAUCACACCGGAAGGUGUCACCACCGAGCCGGAGAUUAUCAACCCCGAUGCGUUGCCGGAGCAACCGCACCGACGACAGUUCGUGCCCGUGGAGAUGCAGAUAGUGGUGAAUGCUGUGGCUGACAUGGACAGUAAUGACGCUGCCAGCUUCAUCCGUGCUGCACCUGCCUGGGCAAUACUGAGAAGCUUCGGCCAAGUUCUUCGAGGACGUGAUUAUGACGACGAUGGUAGUGUUGAUUGUGACGAGGAGGAGGAGGAGGAAGAGGAGGAGGUGGACUCCAUCGAUGAGUUCUGGUCACACAGCUGGCAGAGCAUGGUGUUUUUCAAGGUGUGGCUGCUACUCAUGCUCAAAAACGGGCGUGCUGCAUGCGUGGGUGGCACACUUGUGGCGUUGGUCGCUGGAUAUCUCUCGUACACAGACCUUCUACCAGGAUGGUACAAGGAGCCACGAGUCCAGGGACCAGGCUAUAGCGGAGAGUUCAGAUUCAGCCCAUGGGCGAAUCUCACUGGAUGCGCUGCAGCGUUGCUAUUUCUGGUAGUUUGGCACUCCUCGAGCAAGGUCUUCCUGGAUCGUGCAUGUAUCCAUCAAGGUGAUAGCAGGUUGAAAGCGGAGGGCAUCCUAAACCUCGGCGCCAUCCUCAAGAAGUCUCGGACGCUAGUGGUGGUCUGGGACCCAUCAUAUCUCUCCAGGCUAUGGUGUGUGUUCGAGCUUGCUGCUUUUCUCCACGCUCAUCGUGAAGACCCUCAGACCCGCUUGGUCAUCAAGCCCACCGUCUUGGUGCCCAUGACCUUCCUCAUGGCGAUGACUACUUCGUUCAUACUUCUUUUUGAGACGAGCCUUCCUGAUACAGAUGAGGUUGCCUUCAUGCGGAUACUCCUGUUUGUCUUGUCUCAGUUUCCCAACAUCUGGCUAAUCCAGAGACUCUGGCGGACUGUCAUGGAGGCGGAGAAGCAAUUUGGCACCUUCAGCUUUGAGAAAGUCACGUGCUACUGCUGUUCCUCAGAUCACAAGGAUUCACGAGGCAACACCAUUCCUUGCGAUAAGGAGAUUCUCGAAGGUUGCAUCGUUGAGUGGUACGGUUCUGUGGCACAGCUGGAACUGAGCGUCCGCACCAAAGUGCGUGACUCCUUCAUUGAGCAGGUGACGCGCUUCCCUAUGGGGUAUCAGUGGAUGGUUACUUGA
Symbiodinium sp. CCMP2456 is the source of this 1209-nucleotide messenger RNA. The record is from the annotation of a GenBank genome assembly. NCBI's taxonomy places the organism in Eukaryota, Dinophyceae, Suessiales, Symbiodiniaceae.